CCAACACUGCGCCGCAGUCGCUCCGAGUCGUUCCAAGCUUCGAGUUGACUGUAGCGUUGUGUACGUCCGUUCGGUCGGAUUUCUCACUCCGCGUCCUCGGUUUCGAGGAACUCUAUCACCAACCGAUAAACCAUUAUCGCGGUUGACGCGCGUCGGACCGUCAACUCACAUCGCAUUCUCUCGCCAGCGUCCGCAGUGUGAAAAACUACGAAAAUGACGGUAAUCACGAAAGCGAUCACCGAGAAGAAGGCGUCCGACAAAAUGGAGCAGCCAUUGUUUGUGGAGGAAAACGCGGCGGAUGGUACAAAAGCUGAUCCUGAAGCAGGACGUUCAAAAACAGAUGCGGUCCCCAGAAGCCGUUGCUUCAUAUCUAGAACAAGCAUUCACCGUAUACAUAUGGCGACAACAUUUUUGCUCUUUCUUCUUGCACUAUCGAUACUGCUUAUCGGCAUGAUCGGUGGGCUAUAUAUCUACAAACAAUAUGCCAGGACUCAGAUGCGCAGAUUCAGUACUGGCUGGUACAGCAUUCCAUAUGACAGCUCAAACAAAGCAUCCUAUGGCAAUAAUGCAGUUCAUCAGGGACUUUUGGCUGAUUCUGAUCUGUUUACCAAGAGUCUCACCAGAGCCAUGGAACAGGACGCUCUAGAUAUUGCAAGGCACAUAGAUCAUGAUAUUAAUAAUUUCUUUAAGGAGAGAUUUGAGAUUGAUCUUGAGAAUGAGCAUUAUGAGAAGAUUGACGUGCCUGAUUUUCGCGGUGGACGACAAGGUCGUUUCAUACAUGAUUUCAACAUUAAUAAGACAGGUAUUAUAGAUAUUGACGGUCAGUGUUGCUUUGUCAUGCCACUGAAUCGCCAGCGCGUAUUGCCACCUCGUAACAUGUAUGAUCUCCUUAGAAAAAUGUACAAUGGUUACUAUGAAGUGAACACUGCAGUCGUACGAGAAACUAUGAAAGUAGUCACGCCGCCAAUUACUGAUAUGUCGAUCGUUGGAACAUACAUAGCGCGUGAAUGCCAGGACUUGCCUACUUAUAUGCUGCAGAAAGUGAAUUCUUCUAGUAUUGUAAAACGCAGCGCAUCACAGAGCGGAGUAUUCGGACAGUUUGCCGGUAAUAAUAUCGUGGAAGUCGAUAUUGUGAAUUUAGAAGACUUCGAAUGAAACUAUGAGAAAUCGAGAAGUGGGAAUUUUCAAUUAUUCUAGAAUAUUAAAACCACCAGUAGAUCAAUGUAUAAAAAUUAUAAGCUGUCCAGGGCAAGCUUAGGUAAAUAUUCCGUCGAAUUUAGAAUUAUUAUUUUGCAUUUUAUUUGUGCAUCAAUUAAUUUCUCAUCUUUGGCAUUUUUCUAAACUAUAUUUCAAAUAUAUAUUCCUAUAUUUAUCGAGAUCUUCAUUGUAAGUCUUUCCAUUUCUAUUAGUUAUUCCAUUUUCUAUUAAUUUUAAAUGAUAACUUUACAUCUGUUUUUUCAGUUGAAUUUCUUACGGUUCACCUUUUCUCUCCACGUUGCAGAAAAAAGAGAAAUGAUGAACCGUACAAGAAGUUCAGCUAAAAAGAACAGAGCUAUUAUAUAAUGCUAAUACACAAUUUGUUAUUAUCGAUCUGUAGUAUAUAAUACAUCAUGAGAAACUAUAUCAUGAGAGGUUAAAUGUGAACGACUGAAUUACUAUUAAAAAAAUGCAAGAAGUUUUAGCAGGAUGGUAUAUUGUCUGCUGGAUCAUAGGAAAAUUAAUAUUUCUUCCAUAUUCUUGUGGUAUGAUAUUCGAUUUAAACAGAUAGCAAGUGCAGUGUUACGCCAUAGUAGUAAAACGUUUAUUAUUAUGGAUUCUGGCACAUAGCUUGUUGACUAUAUUUAUGAAUGUCUGCGUUAAAAAAACGAUAAAACCAGUAGAAUAGCCGUGCACUAAGUGGUUGCGCUUACGAUGCAGUUUUACGAUACGUUAUCAUUAGUAAAACUAUAGAUAUAUUCAUUUGUGAAUUCUAUUUAGAAAAUCUAUCGCGUUAUGGAUAAUGCUUGUGUAAACACAGUAAGCUCGAGGUAUAAAAACACGAAUUAUUAAUAUUGCGAAACUGAAAAUAAUUUUUAAAAUGUGUUUCGAGAAAUAUAUUGAGUUUGCAAUUGUGAUUAAUAUGUAAAACAGGUUAAACAUUCAUAAGAUUACUGCGACUAUAUAAAUAUUUUUACAAUUUCAAUUGAGAAAAAAAACAGAAGUUACAGAGUAUCAAUUCAAGAGAAAAAGUCUUGAUAUUUGACAUUCCAUGUAAGACAUGCUUAUCUCUUCUGCAUUUCUAAUCGUGUUACAUACUUCAAUAAGUAUUAGUAAUACAGUAUCGUAUUUUAAAUACGUUUUAUGUAUACCAGUUCAUUGCCAAUUUAUCACGAAAACUGGAACUGAGAACCAGAAACUGGAAUAAAUAAGAAUCGUGAUUGAAUGCAAUUUUGCCAUUAGUUUAUUUCCGUGCAUUGUCAUGCACAUACAAAGAGAAAUUAUUUUUAGUUUUUUUAAACAUUUUAUUAUAUAUUCGCGCGUACAGCAUUUAGUGUCGGCAAACGUAUCCAGGUACUCGGACGUUCAUUAGUCUUAGAUAGCUGCGUGCUAUAGAUAUUCUAAUAUUAUUUCAAUUCAGGAUAUUUUGUAAUGAAAAUAUGCAAUUAAUAAAUGACCUAAGAUUUUAGUAGCA
Acromyrmex echinatior (Panamanian leafcutter ant) is the source of this 2671-nucleotide messenger RNA. Its product is annotated as integral membrane protein 2C. Gene Ontology annotation, molecular function: amyloid-beta binding. Lineage: Eukaryota; Metazoa; Arthropoda; Insecta; Hymenoptera; Formicidae. The record is from RefSeq and is a predicted model, not a curated record. Gene Ontology annotation, cellular component: Golgi apparatus; plasma membrane; extracellular exosome. Gene Ontology annotation, biological process: negative regulation of amyloid precursor protein biosynthetic process.